UUCUAGAACGUUGUUUUGGCGGAUCGCGAACACAGUGAGUUGGCGUGGAGAGAGAUAUAUCAGCCAAACUAUUUCCGCCGGCGGUGCAUUGUCGCUUUGUGAGCAAAAGCAUUGUUUAUACUUUUGUUUCAGUGUUUUCGUAGGAUUCAAAACAACAGUUGUCCGAAAUUAUCAUGACGGCGAUUGGUAUCGACCUUGGCACGACAUACUCGUGCGUGGGCGUUUUCCAGCACGGGAAAGUUGAGAUCAUCGCAAACGACCAGGGCAACCGGACCACGCCCAGCUUUGUGGCAUUUACGGACACGGAGAGGCUUAUAGGGGAUGCCGCCAAGAACCAGGCAGUGAUGAACCCAAGCAACACCGUCUUCGACGCAAAACGCCUGAUAGGGCGGAAGUUUGACGACCUGUCCGUUCAGAGCGACAUGAAGAACUGGUCGUUCAAGGUAAUAAACAAGGGAGGUAAACCAAUGAUAGAGACGGAAUACAAGGGAGAAAAGAAAUUCUUCUCGGCGGAGGAAAUCAGUUCCAUGAUACUGACUAAAAUGAGGGAAACGGCGGAGGCAUUCCUUGGUAAGAAGAUAAAGGACGCUGUUGUCACUGUGCCGGCGUACUUUAACGACUCUCAACGUCAAGCUACCAAAGACGCGGGCGCAAUAUGUGGGCUCAAUGUUCUGAGAAUUAUAAACGAGCCCACGGCUGCUGCUUUAGCAUACGGACUGGACAAGAAUCUGUCCGGUGAAAAGAAUGUAUUGAUUUAUGAUCUCGGCGGAGGCACGUUUGACGUCUCCAUUUUGACGAUUGACGACGGCUCCAUGUUCGAGGUUCGCUCCACAGCCGGGGACACGCAUCUGGGAGGGGAGGAUUUCGACAACAGAAUGGUGAACCACUUUGUGCAGGAGUUUAAGAGAAAGAAUCAUAAGGAUCUGAGCAAAAACGCACGUGCUUUACGCCGCAUGCGGACCGCGUGCGAGCGCGCCAAACGCACGCUAUCGUGCAGUACGGAGGCAAGUAUUGAAAUCGAUUCGCUAUUCGAGGGGAUUGAUUUCUACACUAAAAUUACUCGAGCCAGGUUCGAGGAAUUAUGUUCAGAUCUAUUUCGCAGUACACUAGAACCGGUUGAGAAAGCGCUAAAUGACGCGAAAAUGGACAAACGUAAAAUAAAUGAUAUUGUUCUAGUUGGCGGUUCAACAAGAAUACCGAAGAUUCAGAAAUUGUUGCAAGACUUCAUGGAUGGACGAGAACUGAAUAAAUCUAUAAACCCUGAUGAGGCUGUAGCGUAUGGGGCCGCAAUCCAAGCGGCCGUUCUUUCAGGUGACAAGAGCGAGGCCAUCAAAGACGUUUUGCUUGUAGAUGUCGCGCCCUUGUCGUUAGGUAUAGAAACCGCCGGAGGUGUAAUGACGAAUCUCAUCGACAGGAACGCGCGUAUUCCCGCCAAAAUGUCUAAGGCAUUUACGACAUACGCCGACAACCAACCGGCAGUCACGAUUCAGGUGUACGAAGGUGAGCGGGCAAUGACCAAGGACAACAACCUGCUGGGUCGAUUCGAACUUUGCGGCAUUCCCCCAGCCCCUCGUGGCGUUCCACAGAUUGAGGUUACGUUCGACAUCGACGCUAACGGUAUUCUGAACGUUUCCGCUGAAGACAAAAGCACGGGCCGAUCAAACAAAAUCACAAUUACCAAUGACAAAGGACGCCUCACGAAAGCUGAAAUCGAUAAAAUGGUAAACGACGCGGAUAAAUAUAAAGCGGAAGACGAGGCGCAGAGAGAACGCGUAAAGGCGCGAAACCAGCUUGAGAACUACAUCUUUUCUCUUAAACAGGCGGCUGGCGACGCCGGUGACAAGCUUUCAGAGGACGACAAGCGGACAGUGACGUCGAAGUGCGAUGACGCUCUACGUUGGCUGGAUGACAACUGUCUGGCGGAUAAGGACGAGUUUGAACACAAGCAGCAGGAGCUGCAAGUCGCCUGUGGGCCUAUCAUGACUCGCCUUCACAAGGGCGCUAAUGAUGCCUCUUCCGGAAGUGGCCCAAAAGUAGAAGAGAUGGAUUAAAUGUGUUGUUUACAGUGUAUAAUUAAUAUUUAAAAUAUGUUUGGUCUGCGUUUUGCCAGAACUCUUCAUAAUAUGUGAUUUAUUAUAAGUUUUGUUGCAUUCUUUUACACCCUUUAUAUUGGGAACAUAUGCUGAAAUAUGCUGCAAGCACUAAGGAGUAAGGACUGAUCUUUCAAACGUUGUAACAAUUGCGAAGACGGUCUAAGAUGUUUUGGUUUUGGAUCAAAUUUAUUCUAACACAUAUUUAUGUAUAUACAUUAUAGAAUAUCAGUUGCUCUGGUGAUGGAACGGAAAUGAAGAAAAAAAAACAUACAAUAAGUAUUCAUCUAAAAUGUGAGUUAUCUGCAUCAGUGAGAUUUUAUGUUUGCAUUCACGAAUAUGUGUUUACAUUACGAAUAGGAUAUUAUUAACAGACCUAUUGAAUGCUUUUUGCCUAACUACAGUUUGUAUCUGAAUGCAAACAUUAACAUUAAACGUUAAUAUUCAAUCGUUGAGACAUAGUGUUACUGAUUUUGAGUUUGCUUGAUGUAUCUAAAUGUAUAAGUCGAAUUCAUUUGUAAGUGAUCACAAGCAGAUUUAUUUAAUUAAAGUCGGCAUUUCA
Mya arenaria is the source of this 2652-nucleotide messenger RNA. Its product is annotated as heat shock protein 70 B2-like. Gene Ontology annotation, biological process: cellular response to unfolded protein; protein refolding. Lineage: Eukaryota; Metazoa; Mollusca; Bivalvia; Myida; Myidae. The coding region runs from base 174 to 2051 and encodes 625 amino acids. The transcript has 3 exons. Gene Ontology annotation, molecular function: heat shock protein binding; ATP hydrolysis activity; ATP binding. The record is from RefSeq and is a predicted model, not a curated record. Gene Ontology annotation, cellular component: cytoplasm.